AAUUAUAAUACGUAAACCUUGCGUUAUUGACGGACACGAGACAAUGGCGGGCUGGUGUGUUGUAGGGUUUUUAGUGGCUGUGCUUGGGAGUUCGAUAGCUAGCCCAAGGGUAACUUUUCCAGAAAAUGUUUUGCGCAGUCAAAAUCGUAUAGUGUCAGGAUGGGAGGCGGAGGAGGGACAGUUCCCUUAUCAAAUCUCACUCCGGAUGGUCAACCUUGAUGGUAGAGUCAAUGGAUGUGGUGGUACCAUCAUACAUUCUGAAUGGGGACUAACUGCAGCCCAUUGUACAGCCACGCGCGUGACAAUUGUUAUUCGUGCCGGUACUGUAAACCUUACGAGACCAGAAAGCAUCUUCGAGACAACCACUUACUACAAUCACCCACAGUACAUCGAAGCGCUGCAGUCUGUGGUUCAACCGCACGAUAUCGGUCUUCUGAAGUUCAACCGCGUUUUGCAAUUCACAGACCGUAUCCAACCAGUACGCUUACAAUCGUCUUUUGACGCCAACAAGGACUACAGUGACGUCAGGCUACAAGCCAGUGGCUGGGGACGCACCUGGACCUCAGGUGAGUCUCCGGAGAACUUGAAUUGGGUUUACUUACGCGGCGUAUCAAAUGCCUUCUGCCGUGGUCUGUACGGCAGCAUAGUUAUCGACUCUACUAUCUGUGCGAGCGGCUAUAAUGUAACCAGCCAGUCUACUUGCCAGGGUGACAGCGGUGGACCUCUGCUAGUAGAAGACGUCGAUGGCCAACUCACUCAGAUCGGUAUCUCCUCUUUCGUCUCGGGCACUGGCUGCCACACUGACUUCCCCGCUGGUUUUAUUCGUACCGGUCCUUAUCAUGAAUGGAUAAGCGAAGUGACAGGUUUGAACUUCGACGUGCAAGUUGAACCUACCACCACAACUGCGGGAAUUGAUACCACCACAGCUGACUCAGAGACGACCACCGCAGAACCUGAACCCACAACCGUGAGUGAAAAUGAACCCACCACAGUAUCUGAACCUGAACCUACGACCGUGAGCGAACCUGAACCUACGACCGUGAGUGAAUCUGAACCUGAAACAGAACCAGAAGUAACAGAAGCACCUAGCAAAUAUUUCUUCUGGUUUAAAUUCUAAAUAUAUACUCCAAUUUACGAGUACUAUCCAACAUUUUUGAAUAAUUUAUGUAGAGUUUUUCUAACUAAUCAAAAUGUAUGAAACUAUUUGGAAAUUUUAUAUUUGACAUUAAAGUAUUAUUCACAGA
This is a messenger RNA of Papilio xuthus (Asian swallowtail), 1244 nucleotides long. RefSeq names its product collagenase-like. The coding region runs from base 44 to 1117 and encodes 357 amino acids. Gene Ontology annotation, biological process: proteolysis. Lineage: Eukaryota; Metazoa; Arthropoda; Insecta; Lepidoptera; Papilionidae. The transcript is spliced from 8 exons. The record is from RefSeq and is a predicted model, not a curated record. Gene Ontology annotation, molecular function: serine-type endopeptidase activity.